Messenger RNA from Thlaspi arvense, 1149 nucleotides. The record is from the annotation of a GenBank genome assembly. Lineage: Eukaryota; Viridiplantae; Streptophyta; Magnoliopsida; Brassicales; Brassicaceae.
AUGGAUUCUUCUCUUCUUCCUCUUCCUCAAUGGUCCGAUCUUCCUUUAGACCUCCUUGAGUUGAUCUCCGAUCGCGUUAACGACGACUCAUCUGACACCGCUGAUCUCCUCUGUCUCCGCUCUGUAUGUGCCACGUGGCGUCUCUCUCUUCCUCUCUCCCAUAAAAACAAUAACUUUUUGUCUAAAUUUCCAACUUUGCUCCCUUUCUGGUCAUCUUCUUCUUCUUCAUCCUCUGGUUUCUUCAUUCUGAAGCAAAGCAGUGUUUACAAACUCGAAGCUCUAGAUAAGACUUCGAAUCCGACCAGCUGGUUGGUGAAGCUUCAGGAGACAUCUCCAGGGAAAAUGCGAGUCUUGGAUCUCUUCUCAAACGACAGAAUCAGUUUCCUACCGGAAUCUUUCCCGGAAAAGAUCGAUUUGCAGGAAUCUCAUGUGAGAUUGGUUCGUAGAGCUUACCGUAUGGAAUACGCAAACAAUGGUGGUGGCGAGAUGUCGUCUUUCUGGUCACUGAAUUCAGACAAAGUUGUGAUUCUGUCUUCAGGGGAACACUCUGCGGUAAUGGCGAUUCACAGUGGUGGGAAAUUAGGGUUCUUGAAAAGGGGAAACGAAGAGAGAUGGAGGAUUCUGGAUAAUUCGUGGAAUGUGAUUUAUGAGGACAUAAUGGUGUACGAAGAUAAUUGCAUCGUUGUGGACGAUAAGGGCAAAACCGUAAUUUACGAUGUGGAUUUCAAGGUUUCUGAUUUGGCUGAGGGUUUAGCUGGAGGAGGCGGUCACAAGAAGCAUCUCGUGGAAUAUUCCGGCGGAGAAGUUCUGCUUGUGGACAAGUACGUGAAACACGUUUGGUGCAAAUCGGAGUUUUCGAAAUCUGCGGUGGAGUUUAGAGUGUAUAAGCUGAACAGAGAAGAGAAGAGAUGGGAAGAGGUGAGAGAAUUAGGUGAUGCGGCUCUGUUCUUAGGAGAAGAUUGUUCUUUCUCCGUUCAGAUUCCGGCCGGAGAUUUGGCCGGAGGUUGUAUAUUCUACAGAGAUUAUAGGAAUGGAGGAAGAAGCAGAGGGAGUCGCAGUGACGGUGAUGGCGUUUUCAAUGUGGAAUACGAGAUGCAAGGUGAUCUUGUGUUUUCAUAUAAAGCCCAAAUGUUUAAGCCCAUAAUAUAA